AUGAUUUUGUACAGGGACGUGGAGAAGACGAUGGAGCGCAUCGCGAAAAAUGCGGCGCUAUUCAGCAGCUCGGAGCGCAGGAGAGAGCUCAGCGCGGCCGAGGAGUUGCGGCAGAAGCAUCUCGCGCGCUGGGCGGAGGCUGGAGCCGUCGCGGACCGCCUGCGGGAACUGCGCCGCGCCGGAGACCAACUCGCCGCCAGCCACCCGAACAGCGCGAAGGAGAUCGAAACGAACCUGAAGAAGCUGGUCGCGGUUUGGAGCAACUUACAGCAACUCGCUGCCAAGCGGACCACGAUGCUAGAUGAAGCCAUCGCCGAACACAAAUUCGAGGAGAGUCUCAAGGAGUUGAAUCUUUGGGUGUCGGAAACAGUGAAGCGUUUGGAUAGUACCGAAGCACCGGCAACUGUCUCUGACGCCGAGGCACUGUUGGAACUGCACAAUGAGAAAAAGGCGGAGAUAGACGGCCGACAGAAGACGAUAGCGUCUCUCCUGAAGGAGGCGGAGAGCUCUAAUCAGCCGGAGAAGAAGAAGCGCGUCGCCAACUUGGCCACCAGCCUCGACCAGGCCUGGCACCAGAGGAAGCAGUACCUCACCCAGGCUCACGAGCUACAGCUGUUUAAAGAGCAAGCACAGCAGACGGAAGACUGGCUCGCGUCCAAGGAGGCCUUCCUCAACAAUGACGACCUUGGCGAGAACCUGGAUGCGGUGGAGACGCUGAUCCGCAAGCACGCGGAGUUCGCGAAGCUGCUGGAGUCGCAGCUGGGGCACGUGGACGAGAUGCAGCAGUUCGCGGGUGGCUUGCUGCAGCGCGGCCACGGCGACGCGCCCUACAUCGAGUGCCGGGCGCGCCUGCUGCAGGACCGCGCGCACCGGCUCAAGGAGCAGUGUGCUUCACGAGGUAACAAGCUGUCGCAGGCGCGCCAGCUGCAGCAGUUCCUGCUCAACCUGGCCCACGAGCGCGAGUGGAUCGAGCUCAAGAUGCAGAUCGCGAACGACCAGAGCUACAGGUCAGUCCUGGAACAAACAAUACAAGGCUUAUGA
Messenger RNA from Parnassius mnemosyne (clouded apollo), 1041 nucleotides. Lineage: Eukaryota; Metazoa; Arthropoda; Insecta; Lepidoptera; Papilionidae. The record is from the annotation of a GenBank genome assembly.